AUGUUUAUAGACAUCAAGUCCUCAGAAUGUAAUAGGGAGAAUACUGAUGCUGGUAACGAACUAAAGAAGAAAGGUUAUACUAUUACUAGCAUACUUUGCAAUAAUAAUAAUGAUAUUAAAGUGUAUAACGCAUCUGCGGUUGAAUCUGAUAAACCAUUAAUUAUAAAAAUAUUAUCCCAUGGUACACAAAACGAAACACCUGGUUCUGGUCUUAUCGAUUCUUUCCCAUUAAGCAAUGGAGGCUGGUGCCAGGUUUUCGCACCCAAUGAUCGUGUCCAAGAAGGAGCUGAUUAUUUCAGUUAUUGUUCAGAAGAGGAAGAGGUCGAGAGUAUACAAGAAAUCGCUGAUAAUAAGGGAAAAAGUGAAAUGCAACAGGAAACUAAAAAAGAUGAUCCUGAACCAAUUUUAAAUUAUUCUAAAACUAACAUUCCAUUUACUGUCAAACCACAGUUCCUAGAACCAAAAGGUACCGGAAACCGUAAUAAUAAAUGCUUCCCCAGAACGCCAAUGUUACACGUGUCACAUUCUCAUAAUAAUAAUGGUAGCAGUGUAAGUACCAACGGCAUUACUAAACCAUCUUCCUCGUCUGCAACAUUCAAAAAUGUAUCAAAACCAAUAAUCCGUACCCCUAUGCCUAAAUGCAUCGAGAAGCUUCGAAAGUCUGCAUACGACAGUAUUACUGCCGAAAGUGACGACUCGAGCUAUACGUCAUAUGAUUCAGAAUCUGAAUCAGAAACAGAUGGUGAUUCAGCAUCAGAGUCAGAAUCAGACACAGAAUCAGAAGUUGAACCAUCAGAAAACACUUCCAAUUUAAACGUAACUCAAAAUAAACAAAAAUCUCCUAUAAUAAAAUCUGUUCCAAAAAAUAUGUCAACUCGUUUAUCUCCAAUUUUACAACAUGUUCAAUUAACUCCACAUCAUGCAUACGAACAAAAACAACAUCAUAUUCUUAUACAGACUCCUUUGAUUCAAGUCUUUCAUGACUCUAGUAAACGUAUAAGGAAAACUCCCAUACCACAUGACUGUUCAAUAUUCUCAAGCAAAGGUUUGGAUUUGCUUAACAAAGAAAAUCUAGCAACGACAACAUCAACUAGUCCAUUGGCUAUGCCCGGUUACAGCAAUACUAACAAUAGCAAUAACAGUAGCCAUGGUGCUAUGCCUAAGACAGAUUUCCAAUUGAAAAUGGUUCAAAGUUCAAUGUUGAAAAGAAGAAAUUCAAAAUGUGUAUAA
Messenger RNA from Naumovozyma dairenensis CBS 421, 1230 nucleotides. RefSeq names its product Hal1p (gene HAL1). Bases 1 to 1230 code for a protein of 409 amino acids. The transcript has a single exon. Lineage: Eukaryota; Fungi; Ascomycota; Saccharomycetes; Saccharomycetales; Saccharomycetaceae. The record is from RefSeq and is a predicted model, not a curated record.